This is a messenger RNA of Haplochromis burtoni (Burton's mouthbrooder), 5738 nucleotides long. It is a transcript of the gene igdcc4, whose product is annotated as immunoglobulin superfamily, DCC subclass, member 4. Gene Ontology annotation, cellular component: axon; plasma membrane. Gene Ontology annotation, biological process: cell-cell adhesion; axon guidance. The transcript has 20 exons. Gene Ontology annotation, molecular function: protein binding. The record is from RefSeq and is a predicted model, not a curated record. The coding region runs from base 486 to 4181 and encodes 1231 amino acids. Lineage: Eukaryota; Metazoa; Chordata; Actinopteri; Cichliformes; Cichlidae.
AUUUCGAAAGAUUUGAUGUUUCAGGUGCUUUUCACAACGCAUUCGCUCCGGACCAAUAAAGUCUUAGUGGAAAGCAUGGGGCUGAAAAAAGGACGAAGUAAGGGUGUGUUAAAAUCACCGACAGCUUUUCAGGACUCCAGCGACGACCAGCCAGCCAGUGUCUGGUGAACGUGCGUGUGCGUGAAAGUGCGCGCACGUGUGUGUGUGUGUGCUGUGUUAGGACCCGCAGCCAACACACACUUAACAUUCGUUCGCAACAUGGCGUUGAAGCGCCGAGAGACACGACGGCUCUCCCCCGACUAAUGCAACCUUAUUGUUAGGAAAACCAGGGAGACUGUUAACCAAAGAACCCUAAACAUUCUCAGAGACUCCUUUACGCACCGGCGGAGACAAUAGCGGAUUCCAGCAUAUGAAUGUCGCUAUAACGGUAUAGCUGUUGUAUAGACUCAAGCUGCUACCCCACUGGUGGAAAUCAAAGGCUGUACAUGGCGGUGGAGAGUACAAUUUGGCUGUUCUGUCUUCUUUCGCUGUUUUGUGGUCCAUCCAAGCAAGAAAAGCUGGUUUCCGUGGAGCUGAGCUGCGGCGCUGGACCCAGCCAUGUAGUGUUGGAACCAGGUUUGCCCCUCUUGCUGGACUGCAAUCUGGGGGCCAGUGAUACACCCUUCAAUGUCUCCUGGCUAAAGGAUGGACAGCCACUACUUCCAGAAGGGAAUGACUACCUUCAGUAUUUGGUCAAUGGAUCCGUUCUCCUGAUGCCAACGUCUAGGGAUGGCCAGUCUCCCCAUGGUGUGGCGGGGGCUUACAGCUGUGUGACUGGCAGCAGCCUUGGAGCGCUGAUGAGCCGGACUGUGAAUGUGCUCCUAGCAAGUCUGUCGAAGUUCCGUCUGGAGCCAUCUCCCCAAAAAGUGCCCACAGGAGGGGCUGCCCGCUUUGAAUGCCAAAUUGAAGGAAUACCAACCCCUGUUAUUACCUGGGAAAAAGAUGAAGUAGCGAUUCCUGAGGGAACAAGAUUCAUUUCCCUUCCUAAUGGGGUGCUCCAGAUUCUGGAGGUGACCAAGGAUGAUGAGGGUGUCUACCGCUGUGUUGCAUCCAAUUCUGCCGGGAAGGACAUCAGUCAUGAAGCCAGACUCUCUGUCACCACAGGCUCGACCGAAGCCCUGAACAGAGUUGUGAUUGUGGCACCACCUCAGAAUGCUUCAGUUGUGCUUGGACAUCCUGCCGUGAUGGAGUGUAUGGCUCAAGGCCAGCCGAAACCACUGGUGUCCUGGAGCAGACAAGACGGAAAGCCCAUGUCUACUGAUGUGGUCGUCCUUGCAACAAACCUGGUGAUUAGAGACACAAGGCGUCACCAUGCUGGUGUCUAUGUCUGCCGAGCCAACAAGCCCAGGACCAGAGAGUUUGUCAUUGCUGCUGCUGAGCUGCAAGUACCCGCCCCCCCAGUGAUUCUUCAGGGCCCAGAGACAGUGUCCCUCUCCCGGGGAAACACAGCCAGGUUUUUGUGUAACAGCUCUGGAGAACCUCCUCCAGUGUUGCACUGGUUGAAGAAUGGCCAGCCUAUAAAGUCAUUCAGACGAGUAAAGACCCAAAGCCCCGGAGUCCUGCUAAUUAACCAGCUGGCUCUGGAAGAUGCAGGCUACUACCAGUGCAUAGCAGAGAACUGGCUUGGCACAGCCUGUGCGACUGCCAGGCUGACGGUCAUUGUGAGGGAAGGUCUGCCCAGCCCUCCUCGCCACCUUUCUGCUACACCAUACUCCAGCACAACUGCCCUGCUCAGCUGGGAGAAACCUGAGUACAACUCAGAUCAAAUCAUUGGCUACUCGGUGCACUGCCACAGCACUGCAGGCUCUGAUAACGGGGAAUAUGAAUUUGCAAUGAACAAUGACACCACUGAAUAUCUCUUCAGAGAGCUUCUGCCCCAUACUACCUACACAUUAUUUGUGGUGGCUUACUCUCCCAUGGGUGCUAGCAGCCCGUCUCUGCCUAUCACUGUAGAGAUGCUGGAGGAUGUGCCAAGUGCCCCUCCUCAGCUGUAUAUAGCUAGCACUUCCCGCACAGACGUCAAGGUGAAGUGGCAUCCGUUGUCCUCAGAGCAGAGUCGUGGAGUUGUUACCCACUACCGCAUUGAGUACAGCAUUUUAGAUCAGCCGGAUUCUGUGUUUUCCGUGGAGGUGGGGGGGAAUGAGACACAUUUUACACUGAGAGGGCUGCAACCCAGCCAGACUUACCUACUGAGAAUAGCUGCUGGAACUGCCAUUGGCUUUGGGGUUCCUUCCGAGUGGGUUCAGCACAAGACACCUCCCAUUGAUAGCGAUGACAGCAUGGUGAUCUUUGCUCCUAAUGAGCUGAAAGUUAGAGCCAGUGUGAACACACUUAAUGUCACAUGGCAGCCCUCACCCAAUCACACGUUGGUCUCUGGUUACAAGCUGUCCUGUCGAGAAGUCGAGGCUGAAGAGACGGCCAAUGGGGAAAGGACAACACAGACACACACCAUCAGGCUCCGUAAGAAGGCUAGAUAUCAUCUCCUCACUGGGCUGGGCCCUGACCGACAGUUUGAGGUGAGGCUAUGGGCAUUCAAUAAACAGACAGAUGGAGCAGCUGCAGUGUGGAAGGGAAAGACAGAAAAGCCUCAUGCACCACCAACAACGCCUGGGCCACCACCUCCAUUGCCCCCGAGCAAUAUCCAAGCCACAGCCAACAGCUCUACUUCCAUCUGGCUGCGAUGGGAGAAACCACGGUUCAACAAUGUACACAUCAUCGACUACACAGUGCGCUGCAGCCCAGCAGGAACCACCAACGCAUCCAUGGUUUCCUAUUACACCAGCUCUGCACAAGAGAUUUUGCUUGGGGCACUGAAACCCUUCACUCGCUAUGAGCUGGCAGUGCAGUCUAAUGGAGCAAAUGUGGUAGGACCCUUUAGCGGCACUGUGGAAGAAUCCACUCUCACUGACCGGCCUUCCACACCUCCCGAGGAGCUUCAGCUGACUACGCUGGACUCCUCGUCGGUGCUGGUGAGCUGGCACCCUCCACUGGAGCCUAAUGGUAUCAUCAUCAGCUACUGGAUUUUGUACAGUGGCAACCUCAGUGAGCCAGAGCAUUUAUGGAAGAACGUCUCCCAGGAUGGGAGUAUUACCAGUGUAGAGGUCCAGGGAUUGGCCAGUGGCACUCGAUAUUUUUUUAAGGUGGGGGCAUCUACUGAGGUGGGGCCAGGGCCUUACUCACCUAUAAAGGAAGUUCACACAAGCCAUCAAGAGCUGGACAUCCAUGCAGUGACAGGCAUUAUAGUGGGUGUGUGCCUAGGACUGAUAUGCAUCCUCCUUUGCAUGUGUUUCAGCUUUCGUAACAGCAAAUCCAGGGAGCUAUCUGGGGCUCUGGACUCUACAGCUGUGAUACCUCAGUAUAAGAGAGGAGGCUGCCCCAUUCCCUCCAACAUACCAGAGUGCAGCAACAGCUAUGAGUUGGAGACAUUGAUGCCGGCAGGUAGCCAAGAGUCUGGUCAACCGCCAGCAGAGGCCUCAGAAGAGCAGAGUCUGAUGGCUGCCUGGAACGGCUCUGUAAGCCAUAACUGGGCCAACAGAAUCACAAGAUACAAAGACACCCUAAUAGAAGAUUCUCCAACACUCGUGAAUGGAGCUCUCAACAUGCUAAUCACUGAUAAUGGCAUGGAAGAAGAUAAUUUGAGUACAUCCAUGUGCAGUAACCAGGUUGAGGCAGAAGUCAUUGUUCAUUCUGAGCUUUUGGACACAGGGAGGGAGAAAGAAGAGGAGGGCUAUCAAAACACAGAUUCUAACACCACCUUGGGACCCUCAUUGUCAGAGGAAAAGUAUUCCUCUUUGAGCCAGCCGAAUUCGCAAGAAGAAGAGGAACAUCUAGAAAAACUGUCACUAUCCCAAAGCUCCUCAAAUCUUCCCUCAGUAAAGCUGGUGGCUACUUAUAAUGGGGAAAUUGAAGAUGCAGGACACCAGCUGACUGCAGACACAGCACCACAUCAGGAAAUGGGUCUAACCAAUGGUUUCCAUUCUCCUAAGAUUGUGCUGAGGUCAGAGCGUCUGGAAAAUGGGGACUCUAGACACUGUCCAUCUGCAGCAGGGAAAGCCAUCUCUCCUGGCCUGUCCCCUUCCCCCUUUGUCAGCACUGGACUUGUCCACUCUACCUCAGCAGCACACAGUUAUCUGUGCCCAUAGCCUCUGCAUGCAGGGCAUCAACCCCAUAUGGAUUUUCUUUUAUGUACCCAGGAAAAAAAACCCAAGGAUUAUUUUUAUGCACCUCAUUAUUAGCUUUCUUUCUCUUCCUUGCAAAGUUUUAUAGGUACUUUGAAUCCAUUGUUUCAUACUUGUGUAUAUAGAGUAAACAUAUACGGUAUAUUUUUAGUGGUAGAGUACUGUAUAUGGGUAUGCAUUCUCUAUCAUUGCAACCACAGUUUCCUCUGGGUCUUUCCUAUCCAUAGGAAGGAAAACGAUUUAACCAAGCAGACGGACAUGAAUUGGAGAAGGCAUUUCUCACUGUGUCGUAAAUGGCUCUGUUCCACUCAGGAAUGAGAAAAGGCCAGGAAUUUUCCGUGAGUGAGUGCUUGGACAGGUUAUCAUCACUGAUGAAUGGAUUGGAAGCACAGGGUCUCCCUGGGUUUGGUAGUGUGGAUGCUACUUCAGUGUGGCACUUAGGAAUAAGCCUUAAAGAGUAUCUUCACACUCUGCAAGUGCAGAACACCUGUGCCUCUCUCCAGCCACCUGCUGUCUCAGGGUCCACAGCCACACACACACACACACAUACACGCACAUACAAACACACAGAAAGCUAAAAACCUCGCUAAUUCCUCGAUAUUGCAUGUAAAAUUCAAACAGUCAUGUGUAAACACACAUUUAGAUACAUUUCAUGACUGGAAUGUGGGGGUCUCAGGUGCCUAAUUAUUCUAGGUGCAUUUAUAACCUCUGUAUAUUUCUAAAUAUUACAUUGAGUCCAAGUACAAAAAAUGUCAAUUGGAAACAUAUGAAGUAUACAGAUGUGGAACGUGAAGUAUUCUUUUCCAAAAUGCCAUAUAUCCCUGUGGUGUGAUUUUGUAAUCCAGGGACAAUUGAAAAGUAAAACAUGUUUUCUUUUGGUUUUUAUAUGUCAUGUAUGGAAUUAUAGUAUUUAGAUGUUUAUUUUGGUAUUGGUUUGUGUUGAUGGGAGUACUAGAGGAGGUGUUACAACUGUACAUCUGUAGACCACUCUCCUUUCUUUAGCUCCUAAAUGGGGAUGCACCAUUGUCCCUACUAUUGUCAAGAUACUGUGCCAUUGUGUCAAGAUACUUUUUUCCCCUCUGUAAAUGUAUUUUUAAUAUGAAAUACUUGCCACAAUUCAAAGUAUAUAGUGUAUUUGACUUGAUUCUGCCUGACUCGAAAUGUCCACAACUCUUUGCAUUGAUUUUGACAGACAUCAACAAGAUCAGCUAGAAAGGAAGGAAAAAAUAUACAGUGCUUAACAAAUUUAUUAGUCAGCCAAAAGUGUGGUUUAUGCCAUUGCUGAACCUAACUAACAGUACUGAUACCUACCCAAAUCUUCUUUUUCUGUAACGGUCAGUAUGUACAAUCUCUAAUUGAAAUCAUAUUUCUUAUGUUAAAUUAUAAAUAUUGUUGUUAGCAAUGAAUUUUCAAAUUUACUAUUAUACAAAAAAAAAAAAAGCUGAAGAAUAGUAAAGCCAAAUUACAGUUAUCUAGCCUUCAUGAACACAAAAAAAUAGUUUUAUUGGUUGGAUGUUACAA